Emiliania huxleyi CCMP1516 is the source of this 1170-nucleotide messenger RNA. RefSeq lists its product as hypothetical. Lineage: Eukaryota; Haptophyta; Isochrysidales; Noelaerhabdaceae. The record is from RefSeq and is a predicted model, not a curated record. The transcript has 4 exons. Bases 20 to 742 code for a protein of 240 amino acids.
CAGAGAGCCGCCGGUGGGUAUGCCCGCCAAGUCGCUGAGUCCAGACGCGGACGUGGCCACGUCGCCAAAGGAGACCAUCACCCAAGUCUACGUGUGCAAGUUCCCUUCCUGCAGCCGCUCCUACGUCUCCACGGACGGCGUGCGAAAGCACUGCAGGAAGCACCACCCGGCGUGGCUCGCCGCGCUCGACGAGCAGGCCAAGGAGGGCCGCACGCACAACCGCUCCGAGCUCUACUGCGUCGCGCGGCCGCUCACGCGCGAAGAGGCCGAGACGUUUGCGCGCGAGGAGCCUCGCAAGCGGCAGCGCACGGCGCCGGAGGAGGUGAACCGGGGCGCGUCGGACGAGACCGCGGUCGACUCUCCGCUGCUCAGCACCGCCGACGUGCCUCAGCACGCCUACAGUACGCCGCAGCACGGUCCCGCUGCAGAGUCGCCGCGGGGCGAGUACGUCUUUGCCGAGCACCAGCCGUGGGCGAUAGCGGUGCAGAUGCCGCCGCUGCGGCUGGAGGACCCGCUGCUCGCGCACCACGACUCGCCCGUCACCUUCAACUUCAACGAGGCGAUGCCGCCUCCGAAGCGAGGGGCGUCGCUCGCCUUUGGCCUGCACUCGGUCCUCUCCCUCGACCCCGUCGGCCCCAACCCGUACGACGCCGAGGAGCUCGCCUGUGUCGAGGCGGAGAGGAUCGCAAACGAGACGGUGCCUGUCGAGGCGGAGGCCUUCUGCGCCUCCCUCUUCGUGUGAGGUGCUGGACUGCACGCGCCUGUGCCGGACGCUUAGCUCCUCCGCCGCCGCUCCGCGAUCCUGUCUUCUUCCCUCCCCCCGCACGAAGGCCUCCAGGCGCCGGCACCGAGGUCUCCUCUCCUGCCGCCUCCUGCCCCCCUUCGGCGUCGGCCGUGACCUCCCCUGUGGCUCCCCUCUCCCUCGCCCACCCCCGGGCCCAGCACCCACGCCCCGACUUGUCUCGCCCCCUCCCCGCACCCCUUUCAGGGCGCCUGUACACACACCCGAAGCAUUGUCUCUCCCGCCCUGUGACACACUUCGACUUAUAAUUAUACCCUCGCGUCUAUGCCCCCUCCCCCGCAUACCCCUCUGUACAGACUCUGUGUUUAGUGACACUUCCAUGCCCCCGAUGUUUGCGCGUCUGACUACAUCAGAAAAUAAUUAAUUGC